AAUUUCCAAUAACAUUCCAGAUCCCGACCAGCCAACCAACUCCACGCUCAGAGUCUCCUCUCUCACUCCAUUAAACUAUAAGAUGUCCAUUUUCCACACCAACUCCCGAAACCAAUAGGACCACCAAAAGAAGAAAAGAAGACCAGAAACCAAAAGGCACCAGCCUUUGCCCAUUGACCUUUUAUUCGAUGUCCUUUCCUUAUCGACAUUCUUCAUCGCCUCUUUUUUAUCGAAAUUCCCAUAUUCGGUGAUAAUCGCUGUUGAAAUCGUAGAUAUAUACAGAGAUUGGGAUUGACGAUGAAUGCCAAUCGACGUGAGUACUCAAGUUUUGGUUAUGGCGGAGGGAAGAAUGGUAGAGGGAAUGAGAGUGCGGGGGAUCAUGUACUGGAGUUUCUUGCGGCGGCUGCGGAGAUGAGUGUGGAGUUUGGGAGAGGGUGCAGGGAUAUAGUGAAGCAGACGGUAAUGAGGGAGGAUUCGUUUAUUGUGAAGAAUUUUGGGAGAGGUUCGUACUUAGGGAGGAAGGUCAGGGCCGCUUUUGGAAAAUUGAAGGUGUUCAAUGACUACUUGCCGGAGGAUAAGGAUCCGAUGCACGCAUGGUCGGUGAUUGUCUUGGUGUUACUUCUUGCACUUUUAGCUUUAUAUGUUAAUACUGAAGACGAUGCUUCCACUUUGUCGGAGAAGAAGAUUUACAUCCAUCCUCCUAGUGCUCAGCGCAUAUUACUUCCAGAUGGUAGACAUGUGGCAUAUAAGGAGCAUGGUGUUCCUGCAGACAGAGCUAGAUUUUCAAUGAUUGUUCCACAUACAUUCCUUUCCUCCCGGCUGGCCGGAAUACCUGGAAUUAAGGAUUCACUACUAGAAGAAUUUGGAGUCCGCUUGUUAGCAUAUGAUCUUCCUGGUUUUGGUGAAAGUGAUCCUCAUCCAAGCCGUAACCUUGAGUCGUCAGCAUUGGACAUGUCAUUCAUGGCAAAUGCUUUGGGUGUUGGUAACAAGUUCUGGGUGGUAGGAUACUCAAGUUCAAGUCUGCAUGCUUGGGCUGCUCUCAGAUACAUUCCUGAUAGACUUGCAGGUGCUGCAAUGUUUGCCCCAAUGGUCAAUCCAUAUGAUCCAUUGAUGACCAAGGGUGAGAAACAUGGAACUUGGGAGAAGUGGACACACAGAAGGAAGUUUAUGUACUUUCUCGCUCGAAGGUUUCCUAGAUUGCUUGCUUACUUCUACAGAAGAAGUUUUCUCUCUGGGAAGCAUGGCCAGAUUGAUAAGUGGCUUUCAUUGUCUCUGGGAAAGAGGGACAAAGCUUUGAUAGAGGACCCAAUUUAUGAAGAAUUUUGGCAGAGGGAUCUGGAAGAGUCAAUUCGACAGGGAAACACAAAGGCAUUUGUUGAAGAGGCUGCACUAAUGGUGUCAAAUUGGGGUUUCAGCCUUGGAGACCUCAAAUUGCAAAAGAAGAAGCAAGAUAUAGGCAUCCUCCGUUGGCUCAAUUAUUUACUGAGAGCUCAGGAGGAAUAUACAGGUUUCUUUGGUCCAAUACACAUAUGGCAGGGAAUGGAAGACAUGGUUGUCCCCCCAUCAAUGACUGAUUUUGUUCACCGAAUUUUACCUGGGGCUGCUGUGCAUAAGCUCCCUUAUGAGGGUCAUUUUACUUAUAUCUACUUCUGUGAUGAAUGCCAUAGACAGAUAUUGACGACCCUUUUUGGUACUCCACAAGGCCCUCUCAGCAACACCAUAGAAAUAGAGAAACCGCAGCAUGAAGGUAACACAGAGGAACGGGAAGUCGAAACAUCAAAGUCUGAGAGUUAGUUGGAGAACAGGGAAAAGGUAAUCCACACCAUAGAUUGGGAUGUAUUUUACUCAAGAUAGUAAAAGUAAAUGUGUAUAGAUCAUAGGUUUGCUCUGCUACUCAUAGAGCAUUGAAAGAAUUAGAUCACUUUUUUUGUAUGAGCUUUUGGCUGAUUCUGGAGCAGAUAUGGGAGGUUCGGUGGUUUUGCCUGAAAGCUUUGGAGAUAUCAUUAGCAGAGUUAAGUAUACAAAUAAUUGUCCCUUUUCUUUUGUUCUCCAUCUACUGCCAAUUUGGUUGUCAGCUGCAUCUUGUUUUUCCUACUGAUAAAAAACAAUUUGACUGCA
Molecule: messenger RNA, 2118 nt
Organism: Tripterygium wilfordii
Lineage: Eukaryota; Viridiplantae; Streptophyta; Magnoliopsida; Celastrales; Celastraceae
Exons: 6
Coding region: 298-1794 (498 amino acids)
Source: RefSeq, a predicted model, not a curated record